Staurois parvus is the source of this 326-nucleotide messenger RNA. The record is from the annotation of a GenBank genome assembly. Lineage: Eukaryota; Metazoa; Chordata; Amphibia; Anura; Ranidae.
AUGGGUCCCUGUACGGCCUCCCAUUGCUGCUGACCUUCAUCGCCAGACUCUGCCAUGUGCCACUUUCAGGUCUCCUCACACUGCUGGAGGGUUCCAUUUUGUCAUAGGGUGCUGUAUGGCCUCCCAUUGCUGCUGCCUCCACCGCCACACUGUGGCUCCACACUCUGGUUUUGGCCCGUGACUGCCCCAAUGAUGAAGUGUGCGGUGAUUCUAAAGAUCGACGGCACUCAUCUGCAUGUCCAUACUGACUGUCAGUAUUAUUUCUCUUCCCCAGCAGACUCCAAGGGCAUUUAAAUUUAAAGGUACAGUGUUCUGCACUAAUAUAA